Messenger RNA from Pangasianodon hypophthalmus (striped catfish), 1597 nucleotides. RefSeq names its product cyclin B1 (gene ccnb1). Gene Ontology annotation, cellular component: cyclin B1-CDK1 complex; cytoplasm; nucleus. Gene Ontology annotation, biological process: regulation of cyclin-dependent protein serine/threonine kinase activity; mitotic cell cycle phase transition; mitotic metaphase chromosome alignment. The coding region runs from base 125 to 1336 and encodes 403 amino acids. NCBI's taxonomy places the organism in Eukaryota, Metazoa, Chordata, Actinopteri, Siluriformes, Pangasiidae. The record is from RefSeq and is a predicted model, not a curated record. Gene Ontology annotation, molecular function: cyclin-dependent protein serine/threonine kinase regulator activity. The transcript has 9 exons.
UUUUUAGAACGCAGCGAAUCACAUUCGAAAGAGCGACAAUUUAAACCACGGGAGAAGAUCAGUGGAGUGUUGAGCUGUUUAAACCAGUUUGUGCUGCAGAUUGCAAAGUGAAGCGAGUUCAAAAAUGGCGCUGCGUAUAACCAGGAGCACUCGCCUGCCCAGCAGCGAGAACCAGAACCCCGUGGCUGGGAAGGCGGUCACCGCGAACAAGCCUGUGCUGAGGCCGCGGGCCGCGCUGGGGGAAAUCGGGAACGCGGCUCUGCCUCGACAGCCUCUCAGGAAGAAACAGGAGGUGAAGGUUGCACCUGUGGUGGUUGAAGAAAAGAAGGUCCCUGAGCCAGUUCAACAGCCAAAACAGGAGCCAAAACAGGAGCCAAAGCAGUUGCCUAAAGUGGAAAAUGAGAUAUUUUCUGAGCCGUCCUCUCCUGUGCCCAUGGAAACAUCUGGCUGUGCCCCAGAUGAGCUGUGCCAGGCUUUCUCUGAUGUGCUUCUCAAUAUCAAAGAUGUAGAUGCUGAUGACUACGACAAUCCCAUGCUCUGCAGUGAAUAUGUGAAGGACAUCUACAAAUACCUCCGGCAACUUGAGGCUGAUCAGGCUGUCAAGCCAAGGUAUCUGGAAGGAAGGGAAGUCACUGGGAACAUGCGUGCCAUCCUUAUUGAUUGGCUCGUCCAGGUCCAAAUCAAGUUUCGGCUACUGCAGGAGACCAUGUACAUGACUGUUGCGAUCAUCGACCGCUUUCUUCAGGAUCAUCCUGUUCCAAAAAAGCAGCUCCAGCUGGUUGGUGUAACUGCUAUGUUCAUUGCCUCCAAAUAUGAAGAAAUGUACCCACCCGAGAUUGCAGACUUUGCCUUUGUGACGGACCGUGCCUACACCACUGCACAGAUCCGGGAUAUGGAGAUGAACAUCCUGAGAGUCCUGAAGUUCAGCUUUGGCAGACCCCUGCCACUCCAGUUCCUCCGAAGGGCCUCAAAAAUUGGAGAGGUUACAGCAGAGCAGCACACUUUGGCUAAGUACUUUGUGGAGCUUACCAUGGUGGACUACGAUAUGGUGCACUUUGCUCCCUCUCAGGUUGCCAGUGCUGCCUUUGCCCUCAUGCUGAAAGUCUUCAACUGUGGUGAAUGGACCCCCACGCUGCAAUAUUACAUGGGCUACGCAGAGGACAGCCUUAUCCCUGUAAUGCAGCACAUUGCUAAGAAUGUUGUCAAAGUCAAUGAAGGACUCUCAAAGCAUCUGGCGGUUAAGAACAAGUACUCCAGUCAGAAGCAAAUGAGGAUUGCAUCCAUCUCUCAGCUUAAGUCAUCGAUGAUCAAGGACCUCGCCAAGCAAGUCUCCUAGUGAGAUUGGAAUGGACUCUAGCACUAUGUGCUGAUUUUGUAAAAAUUGUAACUUAAUUGCAUGCUUUUACUUGACAUUUUAAGUGUUUUUGAAGUGUAUGGAAAGUGAUUUUAAGGUUGUGCAUUUGGCCAGGAUGCUUUAUUCUACACUGCCAAUGUCUUUAUUCUACACUGCCAGGUCAAUGUAACCUAUUCAUGUGUUUAAGAUGUGCAAUCUUGAAUUUUUUUUCUUAAAUUUUACAAUAAACCUUUUAAAUGUUAA